AAACUAUAAACCCUAACCUAGCGACGCGGCGAAGGAAGGCUCCUCACCUCCGCUCCAGUUCUCCUCUUCGCCGUUCUCCUCUUCACUGCGAGACCGGCGAUUGUUUUUCUCUGUAUCGCUUUUCUCUUUUUCUCGAUAACUACAUCGCGAAGACCAUCGCCACCUUCGCGAGCUUUCUCUUUUUCAAGUUUUCUCGGGUAAAUUACCGAAGAUGAGGAAGCUGAAGUUCCAUGAGAAGAAGCUCCUCAAGAAAGUCAAUUUCCUUGAGUACAAACGCGAAGGCGGCCACCGAGAAGCCCUUAUAACGCGCCGAUACCACCUCACAGAGCGAGAUGAUUACAAGAAGUACUCGAGUAUAUGUCUGACGGUGCAGAAGCUGGUGCAUAUCUUGAAGCAAAUGGAUCCCAGCGACCCUUUCAGAAUUCAGAUGACAGAUGCACUGCUUGAAAAGCUUUACAAUAUGGGUGCGAUUUCAACAAAAAAGAGCCUGGAAAAGUGCCAUAAACUGUCAGUAAGCUCAUUCUGUAGGAGAAGGCUGGCUUCUGUUUUGGUAUACCUCAAGUUUGCUGAGCAUCUAAGGGAGGCUGUGACGUAUAUCGAGCAAGGCCAUGUCCGAGUGGGACCAGAUGUGGUAACAGACCCAGCCUAUUUGGUGACAAAGAACAUGGAGGAUUUUGUGACUUGGGUGGACUCGUCUAAGAUUAGGAAGAAAGUGAUGGAAUACAAUGAGAAAUUAGACGACUACGAUCUCCUGAAUGCCUAAGUUAUCUUCAUGUUACCGAUGCCAAUUGUAGCAGCUUAUGAGGUUAAUUAGUUUGCAGAACUUACAUAUCAGUUUAUCAAUUAGCAACUUGCUCAACGAGCUUCGUUCC
Molecule: messenger RNA, 872 nt
Organism: Zingiber officinale
Lineage: Eukaryota; Viridiplantae; Streptophyta; Magnoliopsida; Zingiberales; Zingiberaceae
Product: U3 small nucleolar ribonucleoprotein protein IMP3-like
Exons: 4
Coding region: 212-763 (183 amino acids)
Biological process (GO): rRNA processing
Cellular component (GO): small-subunit processome; Mpp10 complex; small ribosomal subunit
Molecular function (GO): rRNA binding; snoRNA binding; structural constituent of ribosome
Source: RefSeq, a predicted model, not a curated record